Oryza sativa Japonica Group (Japanese rice) is the source of this 2182-nucleotide messenger RNA. The record is from RefSeq and is a predicted model, not a curated record. Lineage: Eukaryota; Viridiplantae; Streptophyta; Magnoliopsida; Poales; Poaceae.
UACAGAGACAGCAUAUGCUCAUCGUGAUGCAAAUGUCGAACUUGGAAGAUAUCCAUGGAUCAGCAAUUGCUGACCUGCUGUAUGACAAGCUAAGCAAAAAAAAAACACAGCCCUUGCUUAAUAAAUAACGGAUAAAUGCUACAGCACGAGAUAAAACGACACGGCGAGCACUAAGCAAUAAGCCAACAAGGCAACAGCAGUCUCCAACCACGCACCUUUGCCUAAAUGUUGCCAAUAAAAUUCAACGAAACGAGGAGCUUUCCCGUGUAGUAACGCGCAGAUCAAUUCCUGGUGGGAUUUGCUGCUUCGCCGUUUUUCAGAGGAAAAAGCGUAAGCGUUUUGCCGUUUUCAGAGAAACCGGCAGUGAAAUCCCCUCUUCUUUGCCAGUUCGCCAGUUAAUAAUAGGCAGCGUCCCGCGCCCUGGCCACCACGAGAAAAAACGCGAGGGAGUCUCGUCUCGUCUCGUCUCGGCCAUUUCCGACUUUCCGUUGCCCUCGUCUCCCCCUUCUCGCUCGCAAUGGCGACGUCGUUCGACCGCUGGGAGAAGGACCCCUUCUUCCCCGCCGCCGAGGAGGUGCAGGGAUCCGCCGACCGCAUGGAGUCGGUGUACAGGAUAUGGGUGCAGGACAGGAGUGGGGGCGAUUCGGAGGCGGCGGCGGCGGCGGCUGCUGCUGCCGUGGGUGGAGGAGGGCUCCCUGCCGGCGAGCUCCGCCGCGAGCUGCACACUGCGCUCGGCACCGCCAAGUGGCAGAUGAAUUGGAGCGGGCAAUUAGAUCAAACGACAAGGUUUUCUCAGCUGGAAAGGACACAAAAGCACGGCAUGAUGACUUUGUUGCGGCAAUCGGUUGUCGCAUACUUGAGGUUGAGAACAAUUUGAAAGAAUCCAAUGUUGCAGAGGGAAGGGGUGCCCUAAGCUGGAUUGAUUUGGAUGAGGAUGAACGGAAUGAUCUUGCUACCUUCCUAUCUGCAAGCUCUUUUCAACAGCGAGACAAAGUAGUUACAAUUCCAUCUGUUGGUGAUAUUGAUGUGGGCAACAAUGCAGCAAUGGUUAAAAAGGAUAUGUAUGCUGACAGCUCCAAGGAUUCUGGCUCCGCUGAGUUGAGUUCAGCAAGAGUAAAGGAAGAAACGCAUCGUGGGCACAGAAGGGCUGCUAGUGCCCAUGCUGAUAUCGGGUCAUGGACUAUGUUAUGUCCAAAUGAGAGCGAGAGUUCUGCUGACCUACCAUAUGAUGACAAGCACCAAGAACCUUUGCUGAAGAUAGUGAAAACAUGUGCACUGACGAGUGCCUUGCAAUCUAAGCCUAGAACGAAGAAAAAAGGUGGAUCUGUGAAAUGGGCCGCUGUUGAUCAACAAGAUGUGGAAGAGACAAUCCCUCUCAGUUCUCAGAUGGGUCAGGGAUCGGAUAGAUGCUUUGAAAGAAGCAAGAGUUGUGUAAGUACUUGUGAUGAGAGUACAUACAAUAAGAAACUUUAUGGUUGUCUUGGAGCCCUGCAUAGACGACUGCAGAGGUCGCGAUAUCGAAUUCGGUAUGGGCGUCCUGUUCAAUUAAUUGUGUUAGCAGUUGCUGCCCUCUUAAUAUUCAUGUGUGUAUUCAAGAAAAUUUGGUGACCUUUUGAUGGGCUCAUGAUUUCCAUAGAAGCCUCACCACAGCAGCUUGCGAGGUUCUACCAUUUUUGCCUGCAUAGCUCAUAUAACUGGUGUUGAACAGGCAUCUGAGGCAUGAAGAAUGAUCAGACUGGAGCAGCUUAUCGCAUUGACUGUACAGAAGUGUGCUGCAUCAGGAUGUCAUCGGAAAUGCAGUGUGCUGCCUGCAUGAUGCACCUCAAGAUCUUGAUCCUCACCAUGGCCUGUUGACAUAUGCAACACCGUGUAGGGCCCGCUUUGGAAAGUUGGAAGAGUGGUGGAAUUUCCUUUGUGAAAUAUAUCUUCUGAACCCCUCAUUCAUAGCUGGUUCCAUGAGAAUAGGUUCUGAAGUGAAAUGUGUAAGAUGCUAGAACAAUUGCCACACAAUCAGAAGCUAGCCCGGGCUAUCCGGCUCUAGAAUUAGAAUUUUGAUGCCUCUGGCAUUACGUUUGUUAGGCUAUUAAUUAAAGGAGCUAUAAGGGGUAGCUAAAUGUAUUGCGAUGUUUGAAACUUCUGCACUGUUCGCGUGUUAUAUGAAAGACUAAUCUUCUUGAGUGAA